AUAAAAGCAAUAAAAACUGCAUUAUUAAUUGAAAUAAACGAAAAUGGCAAGUGCAGCAGAUAGUGAAAGCACUUUUGAUUUAUCUAAACUCGAAAAACUACUUGCAGAUAGUGAUUAUAUUAAUCUAACCGAAGAAAUUAAGGAAAACUUGACACCGAAAACGGCCGGCGAUUGUUUAAGGGAUGAAGAAAGCAAAUCAAAAAUAUCAUUCGUAUCCACAGUGUUGGAUAAAACUUUGCAAAACAUUUCUUCUGAACCCAACGAUGAUUUAUUUGCAUUAGCUGCACAAUGUUAUCGGGUACUAAGAAACAUGUCAGCCUUCUCUCCAGAACUUCAAACCUAUAUAGCUUGCGAAACCACAGUAUUUCAAACCGCAGGCAAAAUGCUAGACUUUUUACAAACCCAAAAAAAUGUCUCACCAAAAUGUUAUUUAUCCCUUAUGCAAUUCAUCGGCAAUAACACUGUACAGAAUUCAAAAACACAACAACUAGUCUGGGAUCACUUUGAAAAACAAAUUUUGCACUGUCUAGACUCAACAGCUGAAUUAUCCAACGUUGCAGCAAUGAUUAUAUACAAUGUGUUACUGGGAGACAAAACAAGGAUUGAAAAUCAUGUUAUUUAUAUUUUAAAAACCUUAGAAACAAAUUCUUCCAAAGACAUACCGUACACAGAGAUUAUAUAUGAGUAUUACAUCACAAACUGGGACACUCAGUUAUCAAAAUUGUAUAAUGAGCUUCCUAGUACAGUGAAACUUUUGAUAUUUGAAAUCACUAAAAAUAUGAUACAAGAUGAAAGGACUUUGUCGCCUUCGUAUUUACAAUUUUUAGCUAAUGAGUUUAAAGUUAAGUCAGAUUGUAUUCUAAAAACUGUCUCAACUUACGUAGAAGGUAUUGAACCACAGGAGGUUGUAAGUUUGCUGAAUAUUUUGGCAUCUGCAAGUGGAAUGGAGUCCUACAAGUCUUGUUUCCAGGAUGAUAAGUCGUUAUUCAUUAAUUGUGCAUUUUUAUUACGAGCUAUGCACUCAAUGGGUAAAGAAAGUGAUAAUCAUUUCACAAGUAUUCAACGCUUAGCAGAUUUAGCACCUGGUAGAACUGAUGUCGAAAUCGAGGCACACAUUGCUUAUGGAUUCAAAGGACAGUUAAUACGAAUGCUUGGGAAUUUGAUGUAUAAAAAUCCUGUUAACCAAAAACAGAUCCGUGAAAUUGAUUGUGUUGGAGUCCUGCUAGAUUGUUGCAAUAUGGAUGCAAGAAAUCCACUAAUUAUGCAAUGGGUUAUUUUGGCUGUUAGAAAUAUGUGCGAAGACUGUCCAGAAAAUCAAGCUAUAAUAUUAGAAAUGAGAAAAGAAAGUUCUAAGUUUACUAAUCUUUGUGAAAAGGCUGGAAUUGUUAAUUUCCAAUAA
Ctenocephalides felis (cat flea) is the source of this 1399-nucleotide messenger RNA. Its product is annotated as ataxin-10. The record is from RefSeq and is a predicted model, not a curated record. Gene Ontology annotation, biological process: neuron projection development. The transcript has 5 exons. NCBI's taxonomy places the organism in Eukaryota, Metazoa, Arthropoda, Insecta, Siphonaptera, Pulicidae. Bases 44 to 1399 code for a protein of 451 amino acids. Gene Ontology annotation, cellular component: cytosol.